AUGGAACUCGCGAAAAUUAGUUCAGGAGAUCACGCAAAGCUUGGCGUUGACGCGGUAACAUCCACAAUCCCCACGUUUUCCUACAUCUCAACCACUCCAAACACAACAUACACCCUGCUCCUGAUCGACCUCUCCAUCAACGCCCUCACAAUCGACACCUCCUCCCUGAACCCUACCUAUCAGCUUCCCCUCGCACCCGGCAUCUCCGCCAACCGCACCACGCUGCUCCACUUCUGGCAAGCGGGCCUCACCUUCACUGCCAACGGCACCCUUGUCAACACCACCUCCCCCAUCGCUUUCUAUGCCGCCCCCUCGCCUCCACCGGCCGAUAUUCCGCAUUCCUAUGUCUUCUACCUUUUCGAGCAAAAAGCGGGAUUUGCGCCGCCGCCCGAGGACAGCCCCUUCAGCCCGGAUAAUGUGAGUAAGUCACCGGGCAAUAGGCGGAGCUUCAAUGUGCAGGGAUUCACCCAAGAGAAGGGCGUGGGGGAUUUGGUGGCUGGGAAUUAUUUCCAGGUCGUGAAUACCACUGGCUCUGCGGGGAGUAGUGCAAGUGCAAGUGCUGGAGGUGGCACGACGGCGAGCGCGACAGGAAGUGUGACUGCGCCGACUGCGCCGAGCUUCACAGGUGCGGCUGUUAAGGCGGGAAUUGGAGCUGUUGGUGGCUCCAUGAUGGUGGCUGGGUUCGCAAUGAUUCUGUUGUUAGGCUAG
Molecule: messenger RNA, 708 nt
Organism: Bacidia gigantensis
Lineage: Eukaryota; Fungi; Ascomycota; Lecanoromycetes; Lecanorales; Ramalinaceae
Exons: 2
Coding region: 1-708 (235 amino acids)
Biological process (GO): regulation of proteolysis; regulation of Ras protein signal transduction
Molecular function (GO): peptidase inhibitor activity; phospholipid binding
Source: RefSeq, a predicted model, not a curated record